AACCGUACUGUGUUGUUUUCCUUUUAUUCAGAUGCUCCAGUCUGCAAAAGUGAGGAUGUUACCGUGGUAGGGGCUUCGCUGGACGAAGUGCUGAGAGUCAGAUGUCACGUGACUGCUGAUCCGAGUGAUGUCAGUUUCGUUUGGCAAUUCAACAACAGUGGAGAGAGUUUUGAGGUCGAGAAGUCCCGCUUCGGCACGGGGAAUGGUAGCACUAGUGACCUCAAAUAUACACCGAAGUCAGAAAGAGAUUACGGGACCCUGGCAUGUUGGGGGCGUAACGCCAUUGGUCGGCAGGCUGAACCAUGCGUCUUUCAGUUAGUUCCUGCAGCCAAGCCCGGCGCGCUGCGAAACUGUACGUUGCGGGCAGCGACGAACCAAAGUACCGAUGCCCUGGAGGUUGAGUGCGUGGCGGGGUACGACGGUGGUUUGCCACAACGCUUCGUACUAGAGGCUUACGAAUCUCGCACGAUGGAGUUGCGUCUCAACAUGAGUUCCGACUCGCCUCUCUUCCGACUUGACCUCAACGAUCUGCUUCCAGCUCACACCCCCACUCUACACAUCCGACUCUACGCCUCGAACCCCAAGGGACGCAGCGAGGUCGCUGUACUGGAAGACAUCACUCUCAAAGACGCCGAGAAAAGAACUGUAGAAUCCGUGUCUGGAGAUGGCGGUGGUUUGAGCGUUGUGCCACUAGCGGCGCUGUUAACUGGUGCGGUUCUCACUCUGGGGAUCGCAGUCCUAUUGGUCGCUGUACUGGCGGUAAGAAGACAUAGAGACCCUCACAACCAUCACCAUCGUCACGGUGCGCCCCACCAGAUGGAACUGGAAGGAGCGAAGCAACAGAAAGUGCCCCCCUCCGGCGGCCUACAGUCAGCAUCCAGACACAACUCACUGUUGGAGAUAAACCACGGCGAGCAUCGGUAUGUUGUAUCUUACACACUCAAGUCAGCAGCUGAAUGCGGUCAGCAGCAGACUUCGGAAAGACAGCCGGAUAUCCUCAACACUCCGCGAGCAACGGAUACUGUGAUAGCGGAAGCUCCUCUCCAAAGGCCUGAAGUGUUGUUUCCAGUAAAAAGAGAUGCUCUGAUGGAUUCUAGUAGACGCCUGUCUGGUGUACCAGCUACCUUUCAGAUGUCUCCUGCACUGACGUCUCCAGAAUACGUAUCAAGUGCACCAACAUCCCCGCCCCCACUGCCACCUACAAGAAGUAAACUUGACAAGAUUUCACCGUCUCCUAGUGCAACCAACGUAUACACUUCAAAUGGCAUAGCAAGGAAGGACCAUAUCAUAUCAAAUUCAAUUCCAGGCCCCGAAAGUUGUGUAUGAAGAAUAUUUUAAUGUGGGAAAUUUUAUUUUUUAACGCAUUAACAAUGCUGUAAGCAAAAAACUGCAAAAAACUACAUCUGAAAUGGAAACACGGUAUAAAGAAUGGUGGACAGUACAUACGACGUACGACAGCAUUUAAAUAAAAGGGCCUACUUUAAAUGUGUAUGAUAUUGAAAUUUUAUAUUGCAAAUAAAAAUAACCCGAAUUUAUAAAGCGUUCCCCGGACAAUCGAAUUUAAAUAAGAUUAGGGGGCCAAAUGUUGUGUAUGACCAUGAUGAAGUAACGUUUUUAGAUAAUAAUGUUAAAUUCUGAAAGGAAACGUUGACGUGAUGAUGAACUGGUUACCAUGCUAUGAACAUUAAUGUGACCUAUGUGUGUCAAUUAUGAGACUGUUUUGUGUAACUAAAAACUACUACAGUGACGCUAUCUGUGGGCAAAUAUACGAAGCUUAUUGGUAAAAGAUGAUGUUUAUUAAUGAACGCGCGCCCACAUUCAAUGUAUGCUGUGUAAAAAUUAAGGAAAUAAACUCAUAAUAAAAACGA
This is a messenger RNA of Zootermopsis nevadensis, 1868 nucleotides long. Lineage: Eukaryota; Metazoa; Arthropoda; Insecta; Blattodea; Termopsidae. The record is from RefSeq and is a predicted model, not a curated record.